AUGAUGACUAGAAACUCAAAAUUUGUGAUUGGAGUGUCGCUCCUGUUGAAUUUGAUGAUUCAGGGAGGAGCGACCUUCACUUCCUCGAUGAAUCACCACGUCCACAACAACCAGCGACCUUCGAUUAUUUCCAUGACACCUUCGCAGCAUGUUCUGCAGCACUUGCGUGGAGGUGAAACAGCCGCAGAGGAGGUUUUGAAACCUCUCAAAGCGCCAAGAUUUCAAAACAUGGUAUUGACCAAUCACCCUGAAGUAAGAGAUUUCUUCGUAAGGACAGCGGAAUCUUGUACAAAAGGCUGGACGGCGGUCAAGGAUAGCUUUUACGCAGCCGAUGUCAUCGCGUUGGUCUGCUUAGUCAUUCUUCCGAUUCCUUUGGCAAGGAUGUACCACAAGAUCUUCUACCAAAUAGUCCCAAUCUUUGUUCCAUCCAAAGAAAAGAAGGAGUACCAAAGAUCCAAGAUUUCACGCGUUGGAAAUUUUGCUGCUCAAGGAGGACGAAUCGCAUCGCUCGUCUACUUGGUCGAGAUGGCCAGUAGAUUCAUUUUAAAUGCCGCGGCUAGAGCGCCCAAGGCAGCCAAGGCAGCAGCGAAAUCAGCCGUUCCAAAAAACCUGGAACCGCUGGCUAAAUUUCCAAAUUUCUUUGCCAAUAUAGCAUAUGGAUAUUGGAUUGCCACGGAAGUGUCGAAAGCAAAGAGGAGACUCUUGCGCAAGGUUUACACUCGAUUACCAGAUCCAGAAACCUAUGAUGGGAUGUUUGAUUUUCUGAUUUACAUCACUGCUUCCAUUAUAGUGCUGGAUGCCUGUCAUUUCGAUCUUGGGGGUUUAGUUCGAUCCCUUGUUGCAGUUGGUGGUCUCUCUUCUAUCGUAAUCGGUUUGGCGUUGAAAGAACCAGUUUCCCAAAUGCUACAAGGAGCUCUAAUGAUGGCUUCGAAUAAAUUCCACCGCAAUGAGAGUAUUCGACUGGGAGAUGGGACACAAGGCAAAGUAGUGGAUAUUGGGUUAUUGGAGACGACCAUAAUGGGCGGAGACGAUAUUACGGUCAAGAUUCCUCACAGCAAAAUGACAGGCCAAAAGUUUUCAAACAUUUCUCGCAUGCAACGCUCUCAGGCAAAAUUCGAGUUGCAAUUUCAUUUUGAGGACUUGGUUCGGAUCGACGAUAUAGUACAAGCCCUGAAAGAAGAAAUCCGAAGUGCCUGUCCGAAGCUCAUUACAGACGGAUCGCGUCCUUUCCGUGUCAUGUGGACGGAUAUUGCCACAAAUCAUAUUCUAGUGACAAUCGAUACUCAUCACUAUGUGCCGCCGUCCUCCGGUGCCUAUUGGGAGGCUAGGGGAGCAGUUUUGUCGGCCAUUUCGAGAGCUUUGGUCAAAACGAAAGGAAAGUUUGCUAAUGGAGUGAAGAUCAGUGGCUAA
Molecule: messenger RNA, 1410 nt
Organism: Cylindrotheca closterium
Lineage: Eukaryota; Bacillariophyta; Bacillariophyceae; Bacillariales; Bacillariaceae
Source: the annotation of a GenBank genome assembly